AAGGCAACUGGCACUGAGAGGAGGUCACAAAUUUAGAUAUAGAGGUGAGUGUGACUAAUGAGAUUCUUCGACGCAGCCAAACAGAAUUUGUUCGCCGAAAACCCCUUUCAAAAAACGUCGUUACUGGGACGGAUCCGAUCGAAGUCGAAAAGUUGCUCUCCUUGGUGGUGUGGGCUUGCACAGCAUGUCGAGGGAGUGUCAGCUUGCCAUCCCCUUAGAAUAAUAGCAACUAGCGCUGGACUGACUCAUAUUACCGAUGUUCCGAGAAGGAAGAAGUUUUCUAUGAUGAUUUUGAGUCUAAGAUCAUUUGUGGGUAGUUUGAUAACGGUGGCAUCAUGAUUCAGGGAUGUGGGGGAGGGAUUGGAGCAACAUUUAACCCCGCUUGGCUCCAUGUCACGGCCCGUGCCUCUACAGAAUGCAGCCAUUGUUUUAUGUCACGACGGGGGUUGGGGAUGUCCGGAGCGAUGUUCCUGGUCGCAGAAAGGGUUUAUGAAUCCCCUUCUGCUUUCGUCUCUGGGAGGGCUCGGCGGAGCGGGUUCUGCACUAGUUUGCGCCGGGUCUCGAGAAAUUCGCAGGCGUCUGAUGAUUUUGAGCCGGGCUCAAUCCAAGACAGAGGACUCGCUGUGGAGGUGAAUGACAAUGUUUCGGAGUCUAAAGGUGUAUAUGCUCAAGGAAGUGGCAACCUGAAUUGCCAAAAGGAACAGGACAUGAAUGUGGAGGCGAGAACAGGUUCCUUGGAAUUUGAUGUAAAAGAGGAUGUGUACUGGAGGUUUGAUGGAUUCAACUAUGUGGAAUCGCUUAGGGUUUUGAGUGAUGUAACAGAAGAAGAAAUGGGAGCAGAAUCUACCGACAUGAGUUUUCUUAGCAGACAGCUCGUCUAUAACAGCCAAGGUGCGCUUUCGAACGGACAAGUUGGUCCGUCUGAUUCAACUACAACAGGCGAUAAUAUGGACCCUUUGGGAGAGUGGCUCCAAUUGCCAUGUGAACCUGAGCGUUGGUGGCGGAUUCCAGAUUUGAUACACGAAGUUCUACCCCUUCCCAAGAACUUCAAUCUACAACUGAAGAUAUUAUCUGAGAAGCUUGGCUCUAGCAUCCAUUCUCGUGAGCUACUCCUACGAAUUCUGGUUCAUAAGAGCUACUAUUUGUCAAAAAUGCCUCAAUCUAUGAAGGAGAAUAAGCUGAGGAAGCCUCUUAUGUCGUGGCAAAGGUCAGAGACUAUGGAUGACGACAACUUGAUGAGUUUUUCUGACGCACACGGAGAGGUUCAGAGACUAAUCUUUCAUGCUCGAUUGCAGCUGGCUCUAGUAGGGGACACUGUCUUGAAUCUUGCUGCUUCGCUCCACCUUAUUCGCCGAAACCCUUUGUUGUCCACUGGUUUAAUAACGGAGCGAAGGUCACAGCUGGUAUGUAAUAGCAAUUUGGCUCGCGUUUGGUGCACGUUGUUGGAUCUGCGUGAGCUUGUAUUGUGUGAUCCUCCCUUUUCUCAAUCUAAAAAGCCUUCAGCAACUACUCUUUUGGAAUUGCAGAUGAAAACCUGUGCAGACACACUUGAAGCUUACAUUGGUGGCCUCUACGUGGAAAAGGGACUGGAAAGUGCCCUAAAGUUUGUUGAGACCCGUUUGUUACCCCUCUUACUUCUCGCCGAACCAAAAAGGAAUCCGGUGGCCUUGCUUCACGAACGAUGUGUACUGACGUUGCAGGAGAAGCCUGAUUACAAGUUGAUAGGAAUCGACAAUCAGAAUACCCCAAACGAAUUGUGCAGGAUUAGGGUUUACGUGAAAGGGCUUCGCAUGUCCACUGGAAUUGGGAAAUCACAGAAACUAGCUAGACGAGAUGCUGCGGAGAAAGCUCUCCUCAAAUGGCCAGAGAUUUUUGGGCCACCAUAGUUUUAGUUCCUCUGAAAAAUCAGAAUUGUUUUGUUCCUCGUUCAGAUAACUAUUACAGAACACUUUCUCCCAUUCACGCACAUCACUUACGAGGUUGUCUGUAACUUCUCGCACCAUGCAGGAGCGUUAGAACUUGCUUCAGCCUUUGGGGGAUGCUCCAGUCUUAAAGGAUUAGAAAGAACUUGUAUCUUGUACUCUUGAUUGCAAUUUUUUGCCACAUCAUACCAUACAUUUAGUGUAGUUUUUUUUUUUU
Messenger RNA from Physcomitrium patens, 2139 nucleotides. NCBI's taxonomy places the organism in Eukaryota, Viridiplantae, Streptophyta, Bryopsida, Funariales, Funariaceae. The record is from RefSeq and is a predicted model, not a curated record.